AUGUAUGCUAUACCCAACCAUCCCCAGAGUAGUGGGCAAGUUGAGAUUUCUAACCACGAUCUAAAGCUUCUUCUUGAAAAAAUGUUGCAAGAGUCUCGCAAAAAUUGGUCUGACAAGCUUGAUGACGCCUUAUGGGCUUAUAGGAUGGCUUUUAAGACCCCAAUUGGGACUACACCUUUCCGUGAGAAGAGACUUCUUGAAUUUAAUGAUAUUGAUGAGAUCCGCCUAGAUGCGUAUGAGAGUAACGUGCUUUACAAAAAGAAAACAAAAAAAUGGCACGAUCGACGCAUUACUAGUAUUUUAUACAAAAAUGGUGUAAAGGGCAGAAGAAGAGCCACAAGUCACCUCCCUAAAGCUACUACUCGGGAAAAAUGCACUGUAAUACGAAAAAUGGUAACAGAACAAAAGGGAUGA
Messenger RNA from Amaranthus tricolor (Joseph's coat), 414 nucleotides. RefSeq lists its product as uncharacterized. The record is from RefSeq and is a predicted model, not a curated record. Gene Ontology annotation, molecular function: nucleic acid binding. NCBI's taxonomy places the organism in Eukaryota, Viridiplantae, Streptophyta, Magnoliopsida, Caryophyllales, Amaranthaceae. The transcript is spliced from 3 exons. The coding region runs from base 1 to 414 and encodes 137 amino acids.